AUGCCUGUCACCGAAAGCAUCAACUUGCCGAGUUAUGAUGAGCUCGAUGUGCAGGAUGUUAACAUCUCCCAGCCCGUCCUUCUGGCAUCUGCAAGAUUCUUCGGCAAGUACUGCGAUUUUCAGUCAAAGCAGCCAUUUGUUUGUGAUCCCCAGGAGUAUAUGCUUUGCAAGUUGGAAGAAAAAGAUCCUCGAAAGUGCCUGAAUGAAGGUAAAGCGCUCACCAUGUGUGGUCACGAGUUCUUCAGGAAAGUCGGCCAAACGUGCAAACAAGAAGUCGAGAGAAUGGCCAAAUGCAUGGAAUGGACUCACGAAAACCUUAAGAUGUACUACUGUAACAAGGAGCGAAAGAUAAUGGAAGAUUGUAUGGAAAGCAAAAUGGGUAUUGAAAAACCUCCGUACGGCUACUUUUCUCAACUGCGAGUCCACGAGACUGAACGACCAAAACCCAAGUCAUUUGCCACUGAAUUUCAAAAACCUAAUGUUGGUAUGCCGCCUGACUUUCAAGAGGAAGUCAAAGAGAAAUUGGGAUCCAAGGUUCCACAAGCUUUUCAAGGUUUUGUGUAA
This is a messenger RNA of Rhagoletis zephyria (snowberry fruit fly), 564 nucleotides long. Lineage: Eukaryota; Metazoa; Arthropoda; Insecta; Diptera; Tephritidae. The record is from RefSeq and is a predicted model, not a curated record.